Messenger RNA from Trichogramma pretiosum, 3600 nucleotides. RefSeq names its product rho GTPase-activating protein 11A-like. The record is from RefSeq and is a predicted model, not a curated record. Gene Ontology annotation, biological process: signal transduction. The transcript is spliced from 9 exons. NCBI's taxonomy places the organism in Eukaryota, Metazoa, Arthropoda, Insecta, Hymenoptera, Trichogrammatidae. Bases 269 to 3448 code for a protein of 1059 amino acids.
GGCCCGUGCGUUGCACCUGGACACUAUUGCGAAGGACUUGUUGUGCGCGUUUUGCCGGCAAAAAUGUUCUUUCCAACUUUAUCUGCGAGUGUUUAUUAAAGGUCCAGUUAAUAAACAUUUUUUUCGACUCUACAAAGAAAAUGUGUCGUUUAACUUCGAUGCAGCAGUUGUUAUGUUCUCAGUGAUUAUGUGAAUCUCGGGUAGAAAUUAUAUUUAUAUAAGUAAUAAUACGGUCUUAAGUACGUUAAUUUCUGAAAGCAGCUUUAAAAUGUUGAUAUACGACGUAUUGCACAAAGAAAAAGUUUAUUCGAUAGUCGCAAAUAAUUUGCGAACCCUCGGGGUUAAAUAUCGCAUUAAAAAAAAUGCCAUCAAGACGGAUAAACCUGAUCGUAAUGCUGUGGCAUUGAAGAAAGUCUUCAAGACUCCGCUGUCUUAUUUGCCCUUGGAUGUUGUGAAUUUGUCAUCUGGUGCUAUAGUUCACGUUCCGGUCUUCGUGAGCCAAGCAACGGCUUUCCUUCUCAAACAUGUGAAUCAGGAAGGGCUGUUUAGAAAAGCUGGUCUUCAAGUCAAACAAAAGGAAAUAAUUGCAAGAUUGGAUAAUGGGGGAAGUUUGGGAGAUAAAUACAAUCCUCUGGAUGUCGCUAACUGCUUUAAAACGUUUCUAAGAAGUUUACCAGAACCCCUGAUUCCAUUCAGUUAUCAUGAUGUAUUUGUCAGGUGUGGGAUGUUGAAAGAAAAAAAGGAAGAAGCAUUGCUGAUGGCAUGUCUUCUUUUACCACCCCAUCACUUGAAUACUUUGGCAUUUAUUAUGGAAUUUUUAAAAACUGUUUCUCAACACGAAACACAAAACAAAAUGGGAAUCGAUAACUUAGCUAGGGUAGUAGGUCCUAAUAUUAUGCCUUUACCGGAUACAUCAACCAUUGUCGCAGUUCAAACAAGACUGGAGGCUCAUCUCAAUAUUAUAAAAAUAUUGAUAGAAAACUCUGAGAAAAUUGGGGUUUUACCAGAUGAUGUGUCAUCAGCAAUAAAUAUGGAUGCCGUAGGAAGUACUGAUGAGCUUGAUAUUGAUAAGUCAGAUCCUUCAGCUUUGUUUAAAAGUAAAAAGAAGAAACAUAGAAGUGGAAGCCUCAACAGAAUGAUUAGUGGUUUAAGAAAAAUGGUUGGUAAAAACCAUUCGCCUAGUGGCACAGAAACACAAGAAAAUCAUAUUGUUGCUGAGCCUACUACUCAGUCACAUACUCCAUCUGUUAAAGUUGGAAAAAAGCGUAAAAACAACGAUCAAUCACAUCUCAGAAGGCAUCUUUACAGAACAGACUUUUUUGAAAUCUUGUCUCCCAGUUGUUCUUACAGCUUCAGUAGUAUAUUUUCUCCUCAAGUAUCUGAGCAUCCUAAUCCGGUUCGAGAGAGUCAAAAAGCUCAGAAGCACAAGAUUUCAACCGAACAGAAAUUACCUGAAAAAGUAGAGCGUCCAAAGAAAUUACGACUUAGUCUCGAUCGUCUUGUUCCACGGAGUCACAAGAACAAAUCUAAUGGUCUAGACGAUUCUGUUGAAAGCCGCAAAAAAUCUUUCAGUCCGGAAUCUCGUUGGUUAACAGGUUCUUCAGCAGAAGCAAAAAAGCGCCGACGAACUAAAAGCAUUGACUCACCAUAUCGACGAUCACCACGAGCCAAAGUCCCACAUGCUGAGGCAAAUGAGCAGUCUCACGAGGAUGUAUUUAUGGACGCUGAAAUUAAUCUGUCCGACGAUUGCGCAAAUUCAAAAAGGAGGUCUUCGCACAAUUAUUCUCUCCGCAGCUUAUCAUCGCCUAAUACAUCGACAGCAACGGAUGAUAACAAUGGCGAAUACGUAAAAAUACCGAAAAGUGAGUACGAAGAAAUUAAAACUCGAGUAUCGGCAAUUGAAUCGCGAAUAUCGCAGGAAUUUAAAAGUAUAACAAACGAAGCUACGGAAACUCUAAUUUCUCAUCCUAUUACCAAAGUUCAAAGUGAGUAUGAAAAUCUAUUGGAGGAAACGAAUAUUGAAAACAGUGCCAGUGCCGACCAAUUAGCAAAAAGAUUGAGUAGAGAAUUGAAAAUCCGGAAGUCUUCCGAACAUAAGAUCAUAAGAUCGCCGAGUGCUCGAAAAAUUGGAAGUAUGAGAAGACGCUCGCAAGAAAAACCAGUCAGAAAAGUACAACGUACAGUUUCGUGGCAUAUUUCGGACAAGUCAUUGAAUCGCACUUCGGUAGUUUCCGCACAACCACGUGUAAAUAGCUUGGCAUUGUCGCCGAACAAACCGUGCAAAUUGGCGCGGAGUAAGCCACUUUUAAAACGUGAUUCUUACAAGAGCUUGACUCAAACACCAACGAAACCUGAACAUAUGAGCUCAGAUAAUCUUAGUGCUGAAACUAACGCAAGGCUUGAAUAUCUCCAGCAGCAGCUCAACACGCUUAUAAGUCAUACAGCUGAACAUACGCGAGGUGCGUUCAGCGACGAUGAUUUCUUGCCUCUAGAUGAUUCUUACGAAAAUAAAAAGUCUGCUAAACACGAAAGUCCAAUCAGAGAUGGAGACUCCGUAAACUUACGAAGAGCUUCAUCAUUCAACGAUGAAAAUUUUAUCGAUAAUUCGCAAUAUUUUAAUGAUAAACUUACCGAAGUUUUACGUGGAAAUGCAUUGAAAAAUCCUUCGGUAUCACCAUCACCAAAUAAAGAGCCGAAAACCGUUUUGAAAACGCCCGGGACGGGAAGAAAAGAAAAGACUGUUUCGUGGAAGGACGCAGAUGACUACUUUCAACAAGAAGCGAAAUUGCGGACUCCAGUACCGACAACUGGUCGAGCAUCCGUUGCAAAAUUACGCACUCAAAAUGCCGGCAUGGUCUUAGCCAAGGCCAAAUUAUUUGAUGAUCCAACGAAAGAAGCGAUAGAUUUCAAUCGUAGACAAUCCAUGAAAGCUCAAAAUCCGUCGAGGAAUAGCACUAGAGAUGAAAUGAAAUCUACCAGUGCUAUUAAACGCCGUGAAGAAGCUAUGCGUCGUAAGCAAACUACACCCGAUCGCCGAGGUACCAAAAACGUUUCACCCUUGAUAAGGAUGGAGGUAUCGAUUAGUAGCAAUGGACGUAAACAAUCGACUCGUUUAACUAGUCCUCGAGUAAAUCACGAGGAUACCAAAAAUCUCGUCUUAAAAGAAAACAAAUCUAUGCAGGCCGUGAACGCAUUAAUUACAAACCCUUCAACUGUAAAACAAGAGGACGCGAAUUUGUUAAAGAUAAGCGAGAGCCCACUUUGUAAAACGCCGCAUAUCAAAAGACCAUUGAGCGUCAAAACUCCACGCAGUGCCAAAUCGCUAUCAGCUCGUAAAUCCAUCAUGUUAUCUAGACGAACCCCAUUAAAGGCGAUGAUGCCCAUAACGCCAAAACGACAGAGCCCUAGAAUCACGAUGAAAUCGUCGCAACUUAAUAGACAUAAUUAAUUUAUACAUUUUCAUGCAUGUAUUCAUAAUAUCAUUAACAUUAUCAUUAAGACUAUAGUAAAACGCGAGUGAACGUAUAGAUGUGUAGAAAAAAACGAGACAAAGAAAUUAUUUAGAUAUUUGUUUAUUUUAUACAAAUGAGUUACAUUAAU